Molecule: messenger RNA, 1720 nt
Organism: Neofelis nebulosa (Clouded leopard)
Lineage: Eukaryota; Metazoa; Chordata; Mammalia; Carnivora; Felidae
Gene: SLC35D2
Product: solute carrier family 35 member D2
Exons: 10
Coding region: 65-952 (295 amino acids)
Cellular component (GO): Golgi apparatus
Molecular function (GO): antiporter activity; GDP-fucose transmembrane transporter activity
Source: RefSeq, a predicted model, not a curated record
CGGAACUGGGGCGGAGCGGGCCGGAGAGUGGCGGAGGCCGGCGGGCGGCGCGCGGCCGCGGGACAUGACUGCCGGCCGCCAGGCCGAGGGCGCGGACGCGGAUGCCGCGUCCGCGCGGGGGCCUUCCCGGGUGGCCAAACUGCUGUCGGCGCUCUUUUACGGGGCCUGCUCCUUCCUCAUCGUGCUGGUCAACAAGGCGCUGCUGACCACCUACCGUUUCCCAUCACCAAUUUUUCUUGGAAUUGGACAGAUGGCAGCUACCAUAAUGAUACUGUAUGUGUCCAAACUAAAUAAAAUAAUUCACUUCCCUGAUUUUGACAAGAAAAUUCCCGUGAAGCUGUUUCCUCUGCCUCUCCUCUAUGUUGGAAACCACAUAAGUGGAUUAUCAAGCACAAGUAAAUUAAGUUUGCCGAUGUUCACCGUGCUCAGGAAAUUUACCAUUCCACUUACUUUACUCCUGGAAACCAUCAUACUUGGGAAACACUAUUCCUUGAACAUCAUCGUCAGUGUUUUUACCAUCAUACUUGGCGCUUUCAUAGCAGCUGGUUCUGAUCUUGCCUUUAACUUGGAAGGCUAUAUUUUUGUAUUCCUGAAUGAUAUCUUCACAGCAGCAAAUGGAGUUUAUACCAAACAGAAAAUGGACCCAAAGGAGUUAGGCAAAUAUGGAGUGCUUUUCUACAAUGCCUGCUUCAUGAUUAUACCAACUCUUAUCAUCAGUGUCUCUACUGGAGACCUUCAGCAGGCUACUGAAUUCAAUGAAUGGAAGAAUGUUCUAUUUAUCAUACAGUUUCUUCUUUCCUGUUUUUUGGGCUUUCUCUGGAAAGUACCCCUGCAGCAGAGGAGUGGAGUGAGACCCAGGAUCCCUGGGAACACAGCCCAAAAGACCAGGAGCAAGCAUGAAACACUGUUAUUUUUGAGAGUCAUGUUAACAUCACAUUUCUCCAAAAUAUGAUGUUGUCUAUUGAUUUCUGAAAGUUAGUCUGCAUGAGGUCCGCUGAUGUAUUACAUUCAGUGCUAUUUGUUGUCUUUGCUACAAUGUCCCUCAGUUUUCAAGAUCUUCCACCCACAUAAAUAUGUGGAAAUGACAACCAUUUACUCUAGUGCCAUACCUGCUGUAUUCAGGGAAAUUUCUGAGGAGCUUUGUCCAAGCCAUUGUAUUGUCCAACAAUUUUAGGCUUUUGUCUUAAAAUUUUCCUUACGUCUGUCUUCCUGUUGAGAAGCCAUGCAGCCUGUGUCUUUUAUCUUCUGAAAACUUGAAAAUUCCCUUUCAUGAAUAGGUAAUACACGCAACUAAAUAAUCCAAGAACUGCAACAGAAUUCACAGGGAACAAAAGCUACUCUAUUUUUCCCUGUCCCCCAGCACUGCAGUUUUCUUCUUCAGAGGUGACCCCUGUUUGAAGUUUUUGGCAUAUCUUUCCUGAGUGGGGCUACAUGCAUAGACGAACACCUAUCUUAUCCCAUACUGAAAGGUGCUUUGAAUGACUAUGUCAGGGAAUUACUUAUCAAAAGUAAUUCUGUGAAUUUCCCCCCCCCCCUUUUUUUUUUUUACCAUCAAUAGUACAGUUUUCAUUAUGUUUAAAUUGGCUAAGAACACCUCAGUCUCUUUGAUCAACACUUAAAAAUUCUCAAACUUGAUUUUAAUUGCAGUGAUGUAGUCUCACACGAUGAAAACAUUUAUGUAUAACUUCCAUUUCACUUAUUCUCUUUUUAGCUGUGUCUG